Thalassophryne amazonica is the source of this 1496-nucleotide messenger RNA. RefSeq names its product trace amine-associated receptor 13c. Gene Ontology annotation, cellular component: membrane. The record is from RefSeq and is a predicted model, not a curated record. Gene Ontology annotation, molecular function: G protein-coupled receptor activity. Gene Ontology annotation, biological process: G protein-coupled receptor signaling pathway. NCBI's taxonomy places the organism in Eukaryota, Metazoa, Chordata, Actinopteri, Batrachoidiformes, Batrachoididae.
AUCUUCUUGCACGCUGACAUGAUUCUCUAAGUGUCCUCCCGACCUGCACCUGACAAGAAUAAAUCAGCCCACCCUGGGCCAUGACCACUCUGCUUCCAAACAUCACUCUUCCAGGAAGUACCACGGUUCUGCUGCCAUCUACAGACUGCCCCUUUAACGUGACUCUAACUGCUCCGUCAGACCUCGGCACGGGCCACUCGAGGGCCCCACUCUGCAAUCUGUACUGCUGUGGCCUCUUUAAUCGCACCGUGGCUGUGGUGUUCAUGGUCAGCCUGGCUUUUGCAAUAGUAGUUGGAAAUGCGGUCACGCUCACCGUCUUUGUGCAAACGAGGCAAUCCAGAACUCCACAGGGAUACAUGAAAGUGUCUCUGGCCAUAGCAGACAUGAUGGUGGGAGUUCUUGUUGUCCCUUUUUCAGCCUACACUGAGAUCUCUCUGAUGGUAACCAGCACUCCUCCAAUAUGGUACCAGGAUACUUCCACUCCCUUUGAGUCCUCCACCACUCUGGGUGGACUGGCAAGUCCGUGGCAGCCAUGUAUGCUCAUUGGCCCCAUGUUUGCCGGAUGCACUUUUGUCUCCAUCAGCACCAUCUUCCUCAUGACAGUGGAGCGAAGUGUGGCCAUUCUACGGCCACUCCACAAGGACGCCUUGGUGACCCGGAGGCGAACUUUUUUCCUCAUCCUGCUCUCCUGGGCAUCCAGUUUCCUGCUAGCUCUUGCUCCUCUGGUUUUCAGCAGUAACUUUACCUUGGAGUACAACACGUGCAGCCGCAUGUGUAACUACAUGCCCCUUCUGCUCGCAGGCCAGCUGCCCCCUGACGUUAACAUUAUGCUGUUAUUCCCAGCAUUUGACUUUACACUGCUCGGCAGCACAUUAGCAGUCAACAUUGUGUCUUUCACAACCAUUCGACAACAUUCCCGCAAACGUAAACUGCUUUCAGAAGGCAGCAUGACUGAGGGUGGGGGAGGAGGGGUAGUUGGAUGCUCGCACAGGCCCUCCUUCUCAGAUAUCAAAGCAGCCAAGACGAUUGGCAUACUAACGUUUGCAUUCACAGCGUCUUUCUCGCCCAUCGCAGUGUUUGUGCUGGGGAAUGUGGUGGGCUACACCUGGUGCAACUUUUCCUUUUUUGCCUUCUGGAUUCUGGCUGGAAACAGCUGUUGUAAUGUCAUCAUCUACAGAGUCAGGGACCAUCGUUUUAGGAAGGGUGUUACCCUACUCUUCCAGCGAGACCACCAGUCCCCUCCUCACAGUGAAAAGACCUAGGAGACAUGUGAAUUUACAAGCAGGAAAUCCAUGUUUUUGGACUAUACAUUUAAGCAUUAUCCAUCCAUACAGCUGUGGUCAAAAAGGUUUUGAAUGCUCAGUCAAGUGGCCAAGCAGUUAAGUGUACUUGUUCCCAGCACAGACGGUUUCCGGUUCAAGGUCAGCACUGCCCAUUUUCCAUGUAAUGUGGAAUUGUGUCAGGAAGGGCAUCUGGUGUGAAACCUGUGCCAAAUC